Molecule: messenger RNA, 2598 nt
Organism: Cervus elaphus (red deer)
Lineage: Eukaryota; Metazoa; Chordata; Mammalia; Artiodactyla; Cervidae
Gene: ARSL
Product: arylsulfatase L
Exons: 11
Coding region: 768-2513 (581 amino acids)
Molecular function (GO): arylsulfatase activity
Source: RefSeq, a predicted model, not a curated record
GCCCCUUUCUGAUGUCUGUGUCGGAAGCUUUGUCUGUCUCUCCUAUAUUUGAAUAAACCUUUGAUACACAAAUGUUCUGAGCGAUCCAGCCUCAUCGCUGCUCCCGGAAUUGAAAUCCUCCCAUCCGGAGGCCCAGCAUCCCGGCGUGUUCAGGGCCCAGCAACAACCUUUCAGUUUCCGGUGAUCAAGCGUCGUUGGCACACACAGAAGGAGUCGAAACCUCCUCAGAGCCGUCCUCUGUCUUUCCAUUUUGGGAGCGGACACGAGACAAGGGGGAAAGCACGCGACAUUUCAGGACUUGUGCAAGGGGGCAUUUUCAAGGCAACCACCUCCCUGCUUUGGGACAGGGGCCAGCAAACGCCCCAUGUGACUUGAGCCAUGUGCCGGAGCCCUAUUUGUGAAUGAAAAGGCUCCGUGUUUCCGGCUGUCUGAGAUCCCUUGGCAAACAUUACCAUCUCUCAAGGAGCACAGAAGAUCUUCUGUCGACAGGCCAAAAAAAAAAAAAAAAAAAAGGACGGACGACAGGCCCUCCCUACAGAAGAUCUUCUGUGCUAUUUUGCAGAUUGCAAGGCUUGCUGAGUCCGCGCACAACCUAACUUGGGGCAGGCAGGACCGCUGCUACUCCGGAGUCUGAAUCAGCUGCACAUGCGUGGACCGCACGGACCUCCUGGGGUCAGAGCCUGAGAUCACAUCUCCCGCGCGCGGCCCGCUGACCUCGGCUUCCCGGGCCCGGAGACUGCCCUGCAGGAAAUACAAGGAGAGAGGACAUGUUACAUCUGGAACACUCUUGGAGCUGGCUGGCGCUAGCCUUCGCUGCGCUUCUGGGUCCGAAACCCUCCGCCUGCGGCCCCGGGCCGAACAUCCUCCUUCUGAUGGCGGACGAUCUCGGCAUUGGAGACGUCGGUUGCUACGGCAACACCACCAUCAGGACUCCAAACAUCGACCGCCUUGCGGCAGACGGCGUGAGGCUCACCCAGCAUCUGGCCGCCGCCCCUGUGUGCACCCCAAGCAGAGCGGCGUUUUUAACAGGCAGAUACCCGCUCCGAUCAGGUAUGGUUUCCAGUCAAGGUCACCGUGUUCUCCGGUGGACAGCGGUCUCUGGAGGACUUCCGCCCAGUGAAAUAACUUUUGCAAAAAUACUGAAAGACAGAGGCUAUACCACCGGACUCAUAGGAAAAUGGCAUUUGGGUCUCAACUGUGCGUCUGCCAACGAUUACUGCCACCACCCGCUCAAUCACGGCUUCGACUAUUUCUACGGAAUGCCGUUCAGCAUGAUGGCAGACUGCGAGCGCUGGGGACUCUCCGAGAAGCGUGCGGUCCUGGAGCAUCGAUUGGGUGUCUGUUCCCAGCUCGUGGCCUUGGCCGCCCUCACGCUCACCAUCGGGAAGCUCACCCACCUGAUCCCAGCCUCCUGGACUCCGGUCAUCUGGUCGACCGUCGUGUGCCUCCUGCUCUUCACCGCCUCCUGUGUGGUGGGCGCCCUGAUCGCGCACGCGGACUGCUUUCUGAUGCGGAAUCAUUCCAUCACAGAGCAGCCCAUGCGCUCUCAGAGGACGACGCCACUCAUGCUCCGGGAGGUCUCAUCCUUUGUCAAAAGAAACAAGCAAGGACCUUUCCUCCUCUUUGUGUCCUUUCUACACGUCCACACCCCACUUGUCACGACUGAGAACUUCCGUGGGAGGAGUCCCCAUGGGCUUUACGGGGACAACACAGAAGAGAUGGACUGGAUGGUGGGCCAGAUCCUCGAUACUUUGGACACAGAAGGGUUGACCAACAGCACCCUCGUUUAUUUUACAUCGGAUCACGGCGGGUCCUUAGAGGCUCAGUCUGGAAACAACCAAUAUGGUGGCUGGAAUGGGAUAUACAAAGGCAGCAAAGGCACGGGCGGCUGGGAAGGCGGGAUCCGGGUCCCGGGGAUAUUCCGGUGGCCCGGGGUCCUGCCGGCCAGCCGCGUGGUCCAUGAACCCACCAGCCUGAUGGACGUCUUCCCCACCGUGGUCCACCUGGCGGGUGGCCAGGUGCCCCAGGACAGGGUGGUGGACGGCCGGGACCUGCUGGCCCUGCUCCAGGGGACCGCGGAGCACUCGGACCACGAAUUCCUCAUGCACUACUGCGAGAGCUUUCUGCACGCCGCCCGGUGGCACCAACGCGACCGAGGCGCAGUGUGGAAAGUCCACUUCGCGACCCCCGUCUUCCAGCCGGACGGCGCAGGCGCCUGCUACGGGCAGCUGGUGUGCCCCUGCUCUGGGGACCGGGUAACCCAGCACGACCCACCGCUGCUGUUCGACCUGUCCCGAGACCCUUCCGAGGCCCACGCCCUCACGCCGGACACGGAGCCCUCGUUCCACCGGGUGGUGGAGACCGUGGCCCGGGCCGUGGCGGCCCACCGCCGGACGCUCAGCCCGGUUCCGCUGCAGCUGGACGCGGCGGACAACACGUGGAAGCCGUGGCUGCAGCCAUGCUGCGGCCGGUUUCCCUUCUGCUGGUGCGAUCGGGACGCGGACGCACGAUAGGAGCCCGCCUGGGAAACCCGGCUCCCCGAGCCCCUGCAGGUCUUCACUGGCGCCAGACAAAUAUAAACCACCGGUGUGAAGUCAA